AAAACAUUUCGUCCCAACUAAUAACAUGUUUUCUGUGGAAGCCAUAACCACCACUUGAAAGAACCCAUCCUAGUGAAAACAAAACAACCAUAAGAAACACAUACCCCAGCUUUCAUUCGCUCACCAUGGAGAGCACCGACUCCUCCACCGGGUCACAACAGCAGCCGCAAUUGCCACCUGGCUUCCGCUUCCACCCCACCGACGAGGAGCUCGUCGUUCACUACCUCAAGAAAAAAACAGCUUCCGUUCCUCUUCCCGUCGCCAUAAUCGCUGAGGUUGAUCUCUACAAGUUUGAUCCAUGGGAGCUACCCGCUAAGGCCACGUUUGGGGAGCAGGAGUGGUACUUCUUUAGUCCGAGGGACAGGAAGUAUCCGAACGGUGCGAGGCCAAACAGAGCGGCCACUUCUGGGUAUUGGAAGGCCACUGGGACCGAUAAGCCUGUGUUAACCUCUGGGGGAACCCAGAAGGUUGGAGUGAAAAAGGCUUUGGUUUUCUAUGGAGGGAAGCCCCCAAGAGGAAUCAAAACUAAUUGGAUCAUGCAUGAGUAUAGGCUUGCUGAUAACAAGCCUAACAAUAGGCCUCCUGGCUGUGACUUGGGCAACAAGAAAAACUCUCUAAGGCUUAAUGAUUGGGUGCUGUGCCGAAUCUACAAGAAGAGCAACACGCACAGGUCUCCCAUGGAGCAUGACAGGGAAGAUUCAAUGGAAGACAUGAUUGGAGGGAUUCCUCCUUCGAUCAACGUGGGUCACAUGAGUGGGAGGUAUCAUCACCAUCAUCAUCAUCUUUCAAAGAUGUCCACAGGCUACAGCAGUGCAUUGCUGGAAAAUGACCAGAACCUGUUGGAAGGGAUGAUGAUAGGUAACGGAUCAGUGAUGAACACAAGUACGACUGGUACUACACCUGGUGCCAUGGGGGCCUCAAACUCCAAGGCAGAGCUUUCUUUUGUGCCAACCAUGACUCACUCUUCCAACACUUGUAAAAGAACACUCUCGUCGCUGUAUUGGAAUGAUGAGGAUUUGGCUGGCACCUCAUCAUCCAACAAGAGGUUGAAUUUGGAAAGUGGGGACAACAAUCACGGAAGUGUUGUGAGAACUGAUCAAGAUAAUGGCACUGCCACCUCAAUUGUCACUCUGCUUAACCAGCUCCCUCAAACCCCUUCAUUGCACCAGCAAUCUAUGUUGGGAUCCAUAGGCGAUGGACUUCUUAGGACAACAUAUCAAAUACCAGGAAUGAAUUGGAACUUGGAAGCAGUUGUUAGAGUCUGAUCAAUUAGAUGGGCCUCAUCGAAUGAACUUGUUCAACCAUUGGAGGUAGCUGCAGGCAAUAACAACGCUAAAGGUGAGGCCAUGGGAUAUUUUUAGCUAAAAUUAAAUAUAGCUUUAUACGUAUAUAUAGAUAUUUGCUUGUUUUAUUGGUAUGUAAAUAAAAAUGGUGGUGUGCUCUUCAUGUACAAAUAUUCAAAAGAGAAGAAAGAUUUCACUUCAGCAGUUAUAUGUAUACCUUGAUUUAGGAUACAAA
This is a messenger RNA of Vigna umbellata (rice bean), 1518 nucleotides long. Lineage: Eukaryota; Viridiplantae; Streptophyta; Magnoliopsida; Fabales; Fabaceae. The record is from RefSeq and is a predicted model, not a curated record.